AUUAAAAGUGGACAUAAUGGAUGGAUCACAAUCUUAUCUAUGGACUACGCCAAGAAGUAUCAGCACUCAGUGCAGUAGUCACCAUGCCACUAUCUCUAUCCUCUCCUCUUUUCAAUUCAUCAUCGCCAUUAUCUUCUUCCACAAAAUUUGAAGUCCAAUCAGUAAAUUUGAGGCCUUUGAGCUUCUCUAUUAGGUCUCAGGAUUCAUCGAGAUCAAGAAGUCAUAGGCAAAGUGGUCGGCAAGUAUGGCGGCGCAGAAAAUUGACAAAGAAAGAUCAGUACAUGGAAGCCAAACUAGAGAGAAUCCCUUUCCUAGAGGAGCAGAUACGGAAGGUUACUGAAGGCGGAGGGGUCUUGGCAGGGGACUUAGAUCGAUUAUUGAAGUCAGAGGAUAACCGAUUUGCAUUUGUGAAUGAGAUAGCAGCUGAGGCCACAGCCUAUGUUGAAAAUAAUCGAGAUGAGUACGGGGAUAAAAAGGCGAUCCUUCAUGUGCUGAGUAACCGUAUGAAUGAUGCUGGAUUUGCUCGCUCUGAAGCUUAUAUGGAGACUGACCCGUUUAAGCCUGGUCCUACUUACCUCAAGGAAGAGUUUACUUGAGGCAAUACAAUACGUUUGCAUUGCUAGAUAUUAGAAUUAGUUUAUUACUUUUUUGUGUUGUAGUAUAAGCUAUAUUACUUGAACUCGGUAGUGAUGUCGGAUACCGGUACGUGUCCAAGUGUUGGAUACAUCUAAAUAUUCGAUUUUAUGCCUAAAAUGAAGUGUCUAAGUGUAAGUGCCAUACUAAUGUCCGAGCAUCAAGGAUCGGGCACAGGUAAGUGAAGCAAAAUAAAGAGUCCGAGUAACAUAGAGUACAGGUUAGACUAUGCUUUAAGUUGAUUUGUAUUAUUGUAUCUGACUCCAUUUGUUGAGAUUAAUGCUUUGACAUUAUUGUUGUUUGA
Molecule: messenger RNA, 937 nt
Organism: Amaranthus tricolor (Joseph's coat)
Lineage: Eukaryota; Viridiplantae; Streptophyta; Magnoliopsida; Caryophyllales; Amaranthaceae
Product: protein PLASTID TRANSCRIPTIONALLY ACTIVE 7
Exons: 4
Coding region: 21-596 (191 amino acids)
Biological process (GO): plastid transcription
Cellular component (GO): plastid-encoded plastid RNA polymerase complex
Source: RefSeq, a predicted model, not a curated record